Molecule: messenger RNA, 1495 nt
Organism: Salarias fasciatus (jewelled blenny)
Lineage: Eukaryota; Metazoa; Chordata; Actinopteri; Blenniiformes; Blenniidae
Product: probable G-protein coupled receptor
Exons: 2
Coding region: 215-1495 (426 amino acids)
Biological process (GO): G protein-coupled receptor signaling pathway
Cellular component (GO): plasma membrane; endosome; signaling receptor complex
Molecular function (GO): G protein-coupled receptor activity
Source: RefSeq, a predicted model, not a curated record
CCUAUUCUCUGUAAGGUUCCAGAGAUAUGACAUAUCAUCAUGCUUUGGAAAUAUUCCACCUCAGAGGAGCAUUUCGGAGGACCUUCAGGCAGUUUUCAGUAUGUAAGCAGUGCUUGAACUAUAGUGUUUACUCCCAUGUCUGAAGGCUCCUCGUCACUGAACCAUGGAGGAAUGUGGACGACAGAUUUGUACUUUGAAACCUUUAUUAUGAAUCAUGGAGGAGAGCGGCUCAUAUCUGACGCCUGAAUCCAACCAGAGCACAGCUGCCUGGGCUCCGGCGCCCUCUGCCCCCAGCAGACAGCUGGGCACUGCUCCAAACCCCCAGACGCAGUUCAAGGACGUGACGGGGAUGUUUUUCAUGGUGACCCUGAAUGUCUUGGCGCUCUUGGCCAACACCGCCGUGCUGGUGGUUGUCAUCAAAGCCUCCCACCUCAGGAAGUUCACCUUUGUGUGCCACCUGUGCGCGGUGGACCUGCUGUGUGCCAUUCUGCUGAUGCCUCUCGGCAUCGUGUGCAGCUCGCCGUACUUUGCCGAUGUGGUGUUCACCGUGCUGGAGUGCCAGGUCUACGUCUUCCUGAACGUGAUCCUCAUAGCCGCCUCCAUCUUCACCAUCACGGCCAUCAGCGUGGAGCGCUACUACUACAUCGUCCACCCCAUGCGCUACGAGGUCAAGAUGACGCUGAAGCUGACCGCGGCGGUGAUGGCGACGGUGUGGGCAGCGGCCGCCGUGCUGGGCCUGUCCACGGUGUUUGGGUGGUCGUCCUACGGCAGCCUGAGCUCCGUCAGUGCCGCUCGCUGCUCCCUGCACUGGAGCCACAGCGACCACAGGCGCAUUUUCUCAGUGCUCUUCAGCAUCAGCUGCUUCUGCCUGCCGGCCGUGGUGAUUUUCGCCGUCUACUGCAACGUGUACAAGGUGGCCCGGGUGGCUGCCCGGCAGCACGGGCCCCUGCCCUCCUGGACGAACAGUCAGCACAAGCACCGCUCUGACUCCAUAAACAGCCAGACCACUAUUAUCACAACUCGCAACGCUCCCCGGAGGAUCAUGCGCGACCGGCCCUUCGGCGGCGGAAAGGCCGCCCUCACCCUGGUCGUCAUCGUCGGCCAGUUUCUGAUCUGCUGGCUGCCUUACUUCGCCUUCCACUUCCACUUGAUACUGGAAGCAACGCCGCACAUCCCCGACGGUCUGGGGGAAGCAGUCACCUGGCUGGCCUACUCCUCCUUCGCCAUCAACCCGUUCUUCUACGGGCUUCUCAACCGGCAGAUCCGGGAGGAGCUCUGUAAGCUGAGGCGCUGCUACGCGGCGCGGCCGGUGGAGCUGGCCGUGUCCAGCCACGAGGGCUCAGGCCACGAGAACUUCAUGCAGUUCCUCCACAGGACCAGCUGCACGCUAGAGACGCGUGCGAGCUUCGCCACGUCCAGCCCCAGGAGCACUCUGGACCAAACCGGGCAGGCUGGCUUCAGGAUACCGGGGCAGAUCCCAGAGGAGUUCACAUAG